AUGCGUGGAAUCGGUGGUAGCAUAGCUCUCACGAGCCUCGCUAUCUCGGCGAAUGCCCUGAUACAUGAGCUCCUUGUUGGUACUUUCGGCACCAAGUCACUUUACACGAUUGAGUUCGAUGAUGAGGCCUUGACAUUGGAAUUGGCCGCCAACACUUCAGUACCGGUGUCAGGGUCCUGGAUCGCACUCAGCCAUGACAAGGCAAAUUUAUACACCACCGCCUAUGGCCAGGGAAACAGCACAAUAAGCCCUGCGUUCGCCAGCUACACCCUGUCCAACACCACUGAAAUCACACACGACGUGACCAUACCAUCCGGAGGCAAUUGCACUGCUACGUCCAUUUUUGUGGUAGCGGACCCUAAUCCACCCCACGCCGUUUAUGGUGUCUUCUUUGGCGAUAAUGCUGGCUGCGGUGCUGUGUUAUCCGUGGACGAGAAUGGUGUACUCAAUGCUGCUAUCCAGAACUACACUUACACUAGCUCUGGGGCCGUUCAUGGUACGGCUUUCAGCCCGGACUCAAAGUUCCUGUAUUCUGCCGACGAUAGAGGCAAUGCGCUGUGGACACAUAGCAUCGAUGCCACGACCGGAGAGGUGGCGUUCGUCGCAAAUAUCACAGCACCAACCAGCGGCGCAGAUCCAAGGCAUGUAACGGUUCACCCUAACGGCAAGUUCUUGUAUGUUGUUCUCGAGGGUUCAAGCCAGGUAGCGCAGUACUCAAUCGACCAGAGCACUGGGAUCCCGUCUUUCAGUAAUGUGACGUACCCUCUCCUUUCCUCCGGCGAGGACGCCGCGGACUUCUGGGCAGAUGAGGUGGCGCUUUCCUUCAGCAGCAAAUUCCUCUGGGCCACCAACCGGGGAAGAGAUGCGAGCACCCUAGGCUACAUCUCAGUGUUUACUCUCGACGCGGAUGGCGCAAUCCUAUCGCAGAACUUCUUGCUCGCUACAACAACAAGCGGUGGCGCUGCCAAUGCAGUUACACCCAGCCCUUUCACUGAUCGAUUUGCGGCAUUGACGGACAGCUCAACUGGAUUUGUGGAGAUUUGGGAGCUGGCCGAUGAUGGAAGCAACGCGACCGUUGUCGCACAUCUUGACUUGGUAGAUGGUGGUUGCUGUGCAAAUGCUGUAUGGUACUCUUAA
Molecule: messenger RNA, 1137 nt
Organism: Neoarthrinium moseri
Lineage: Eukaryota; Fungi; Ascomycota; Sordariomycetes; Amphisphaeriales; Apiosporaceae
Exons: 2
Coding region: 1-1137 (378 amino acids)
Molecular function (GO): protein binding; 6-phosphogluconolactonase activity
Source: RefSeq, a predicted model, not a curated record